AUGCAGAGAAGCCUGAAAUCAGUUCUCUUUGGAUUCGCACGAUUUGCUUCACAAAAUGCGGCAGCUUCGUCUAGCAAGCCCUCCCUACAGUGGGAUAUUUGUGUAUCUGUUGCUUUGUGUCGAAACCCGGUAAUAGCACCGCCUAUGAGUCCCAUAGAAAAAGAAUUUUCAGACAUAACAGCUGAAAUGGAAUUCGAGGAUUCUCUGUUGUCUGAUUUUGAACUUCGUGAAAUACAAGAUCAGAAGUAUGCUUUUGGUACUGGUUGUUUUUUGUAUGCUCAAUUGGAUGAAAAGAUUGCGGUUAGUGCUACCGUUCUAAAAGAAGAUUGGGCGAGAGAAGGGAAGGAGCUUUGGGAAACUCACAGACUUGGAGAUUUGAGUCUUGAUUCUGAGAAAUCUCUUUGGAGGAAACUUGACAGGCAACUAGUUCUACUAGUUAGGCAAACAUUUCAGCGGAAAGACGGUUAUGUUUCUCCAUGGACUCUACCACAAACUAUCCACAAAAAUGGUGAAACUUUAAGACAAGCUGCGGAACGUUGCCUUAGCGAAAUUACUGUCGGUGACUUAAAGGCUCGGACGUUAAGUAAUGCACCUUUUUCUGUUUUCAAAUGUUUGUAUCCAAAAGGUUUACAGCGGGUAGACAACCAAGGGACAAGAGGAGAGAAAAUUUUCUUCUAUAAUAGCGAAAUAUUACAACGAACAGAAAUUGAGGUUAAUAACGAGGAGAUUGUCGAAUAUAAAUGGGUUACAGCUGAAGAGUUUGCUAAAACGGUUACAAGCCGAAGGUACAGGAAAGCUCUAUCGACGCUGUUCAUCGAGUAA
This is a messenger RNA of Enterobius vermicularis (human pinworm), 822 nucleotides long. The record is from the annotation of a GenBank genome assembly. Lineage: Eukaryota; Metazoa; Nematoda; Chromadorea; Rhabditida; Oxyuridae.